Molecule: messenger RNA, 2425 nt
Organism: Hyla sarda
Lineage: Eukaryota; Metazoa; Chordata; Amphibia; Anura; Hylidae
Product: sulfotransferase 2B1-like
Exons: 8
Coding region: 421-1320 (299 amino acids)
Biological process (GO): sulfation
Cellular component (GO): cytoplasm
Molecular function (GO): sulfotransferase activity
Source: RefSeq, a predicted model, not a curated record
GCACAGGUUUUGAUAAAUCUCCCCCAGUGUGUGUAACAAACAGUCAGAGAGCAGACUUACAAUGUAUGGAGCAAUCUAUUCAUGUAAAUCUACCACUAUCCAUUUCAAAACAGGGGACAUUUGUGCAGCAAUGAAAGGGUCACAAUAAGGAGGGUCACGUGAGAGUGUAUUGAGAGGACAGACUGCUGAUGACAUCACAAGCAGGCAGUGAGAUUUCUUCCACUCUUUAGACUGAAGCCAAGGGAGCUUUGUAUUACAUUCCCCCACAGCUCAUAUGACAUGCAUACAUUUAGCAGCACUCUAUACAAAAUUCUUGGCCCCCACACAUCUAGGAGACAGAGAGUCGAGAUCACUGACAGACACAGAAGUUGCUUCAUUUUGUAAAGGAAGCUGAAAAGAGAUUACAACUUCUGAGUUACUAUGGACAGGAUGGAUGUGACCGAAGAAUUUGCUGGGAUUCAGCUACCAGGGCACCUUCACACCCCACAGUCCCUGCAGUACGCCCAGGAUUUCCAGUUCAGGGAAGGAGACGUGGUGAUUGUUACAUUCCCCAAAUCAGGAACCACGUGGAUGCAAGAGAUCUUGACCCUUAUUUACAGCAAAGGGGAUCCAGCUAUAGCUAAAUCUGUACCUAACUGGGUGCGAGCUCCAUGGUUGGAGCAUACAUACUUCAAGGAUACCCUAAAGGAUGAAGAAGGCCCAAGAAUCAUCACUACUCACCUUCCAAGUGACACUCUGGCUCCAGCUCUGCAAAAGUCUAAAGCAAAGGUUAUUUACAUAGUGAGGAAUCCUAAAGAUGUGGCCGUGUCCUUUUAUUAUUUUCACAAGAUGGCUAAAUUCCUGCCAGAGACUGGAUCCUUUCCUGAAUUCCUAGAAUGCUUCCUAGAAGGCAAAGAGUUUUCUGCAGACAAAAAAACACAGAAUAAAUUGUAUUAUGGUUCAUGGUUUGACCAUGUGAAAGGCUGGUACGGUCAAAAAAAGAACCUGGAUAUCAUUUAUUUGACUUAUGAAAAUAUGCAUAAGGACUUAAGAAGAUCAAUAAAGAAGGUGUGUGGCUUCCUUGGCUGUCCCAUGUACUCUGAGGAGGUGGAUAAGGUAGAACAACAUUGCAGGUUUUCUGUCAUGAGUCAGAAUGUAAUGGUCAACUACACACUUAUACCCACUGAGAUUCUCGAUCAUGAGAAGAGCAAGUUCAUGAGGAAAGGGGUAGUCGGAGAUUGGAAAAACCACCUGACAGAGGAGCAGAAUGAAAACUUUAAUAGGAUUUAUAAAGAAAAGAUGUCGGAUUGUGAUCUCCAAAUUGACUGGAGUUUAAACUGAUCGACGAAUGAUUAAAACCAAGGGCUUAAAACAUAUGUAAUUUUUAAUGCAGAUAGCAAUAGCUGCCAUUUCCAUUACAGAUGAUAGGGCUUGCAGUUGGUUAGUAAUAGGGGAGGACAAGCAGAUGGGACAUUGCUUUAGUCAGGAGGGAAAGGGAAAGAUAUGCAAAGUAACUUUUAGGGGCACCAAAAUGCAACUUUGUAUGUCCUUCUUCUCAGCAUUCCCAGUGGAGUACGAAUCGCCUCUAUAUGACUCCACAAUAGAUUGUUGGUGGAUCCCGUAAAAUUUUAUAACAUCUGCUAAGAAUAUUCAAUAUAUCUAUUGAAAUAUAAGGAACAGAGUUGUAAUCCUACAUGCAAAGUGGGGACAGGUGUAGUGCUGUUUUUGUAAGAUGGCAACUAUGUUUUGCAAAUCCUAGAAACUCGCAGGUAAUGGCAGACAUCAGUGAUUGUGCUGAUGUCUGCCAUUAACCCCUCAGAUGCCAUGAUCAAUAUUGAUCACUGCAUCUGCGGCAAUGCGGCGGCUCUGUUUCCGGUGCAUAGCACUAACCGUAUUAGCCAUCUAACGAUUGCAAUAAACAGUCCCCUGUGGGGGCUAAAAAAGUGUGAAAAAAUUUAAAAAGUGAAUAAGUCCCUCACCCAAUAAAAAUAAAAUCCCCCUCUUUUUUAAUUUUACAAAAAAAAAAAAAAAAGUAAAAAAUAAAAAUAAAUCAACAUACUUGGUAUCACUGUAUGCAGAAAUGACCAAUCUAUUGUUGUCAAUUAUCCCGUACGGUGAAUGGUGUAAACAUAGAAAACUACUUAAGUCCGAAAAUACAGAUUUUUUUUUUAUUACAUCAUACUGUAUAUCAGAAAAAUAAAUUAAUAAAAAGCAAUUAAAAAGAACUAUCAAAACAAAAAUGCUAACAAUAAAAACUACAGAUCAUGGUGCAAAAAAUGAGUCCUCAUACAUCCCCAUAUAUGGAUAAAUAAAGAAGUUAUUGGGGUCAUAAGAGGACAAUUUUGAAUAUAUUGAUUUUGUUUAAUAAAGUUUGACUUCUUAUUAAAGUAGUACAAUAAUAGAAAAACUAUAUAAAUUGGGUAUCUUUUUUUUUGCAUUGACUUAC